CACGUGAUUCUACUAGAACAUUGCUUUGUGCUGAAUUGCUUAUGAAUUUGUCUGGCUCCCACUUUUUAAUUCCCUUUUCGCGUGAAACGUAUCUAAUCUUCGACAGCUGACGAAUUAUCAGAUUACCAUGGAAACGGCAGAAAGAUGGCAGUGACGUACAGAGCAAUUGAACGCUAUUCAGCCCGUCGGCUGCCACCACUGCCGUCUGAAAGCGCGGGACUGAAACAGGUUAAUCACAUCAUUUGUCGGGCAGCCUCUUAUCAUUUUGCUAGGCUCAAAUCACUAAUCAAUACGGAUUUGAACCUAUUUGGCACCGUCCGAUUGUGGCUGACGAAUCUCCUGCUCGUUGCUUACUUCACUCUGGUGCCUUACCAUCUUCUCUCUGCAGUGCUGAAAUGGACCGUCAGAUGGCUACUGACCUACUAUUACUCCAGCCGAAAAGGCAUCCGUUGCGUGACUUUUGACAAUGAUGCCAACCGGAAUCACAAAGGGCACUCUUCGUCUUGGGCCUUCUCGGUUUACCUGGUCGAUUCCGGCGGUACCAGUCCGACGCAGCUCCUGCAAUCGAUUAUAGAUUGCGUAAAAGAUCAACCCGCUUUGAAACUUGUACGCAAAGCCGAAGCCUUUGGUUGGAUCCAUUUAUGGAAAAUUCCGGAACCAAGUACACUCCCAAUGACGGUGCAAGAACUACCUCCGGUUUGGAAGCACCAGCUCGUCACGGAAGACUCUGUUCACGAAUACGUGUCGGAAGUUUAUCAGCGUCCGGACGGAAUAGAAACGGAUACCCAACGCCCACCUUGGAGAGUUUACUUGAUUCCUUUAGCGCUGGCCGACGAUCCCGAUAAAGUUUUCUCCAGCACAAGUAAUUGCUGUUUGCUGGUCCGAUGUCAUCGCCUCUUGUGUAAUCCGCUGGACUCACUCGUCCGUGAGGCGCUUGACAAGCGCUGGAUUGAAAGAGAUGGCCCUGCACCCAGCAGAGUUUCUAAAAGUUUUGAUACUCCACAGCGAGCUGUAGUGACCGGAAGCGGAUGCGUUCACGUGUCGUGGACGCAUCCGAUCCCAUCGAUCGACUUCAUCGAUCGCAUAUGUCUGCUGACUGGCGCCACCUCCGCACAGGUUGUCCUCGCCGCCCUCUGCCAGUCCAUCAACCAGUGCUGCAAACAAUCAGCCACUUCAGCCGCAAUACUUCAAGUGGAAAUGACGGCUGGCUCGUCUCACGAUUAUUACACACUUCCGCUCGGUUCGGCGAGCCUUGAAGAUGGACAGUUCGUUCUGAAAACACUUGAACGCCAGCUGGAAAAGCCCAGCCAAUCUUACCGUACGAUUCCGGCACACAGUUGUUUUCCAUUGCACCGAAUGGCUGCUCAAACGAACGUUUUGUCAGUGCAAAUGGAUGUUGUUGACAGUUCCAAGUCUCUACCCGGAAUCUCGGGUUCCUUUUUUCAAUGGACUGCAUUUCCGACGCCUUUAAUUCCCAUCCGGCUCUGCCUCUGGACGGGCGAUUCCACCAUCCGACUGGGCCUCAUCCAGCAUCAUCAACUCUUGUUCCCGGUGAAAGCGGAUGACGUUGAACGUCGGAUCCAUCAAUUAGCAGCCGGAUUGGGCGUCCAAAACCGUCGUCCCCUUUCGCCCCAUUCUUCUCCAUCCAGCUCGCCCCAUCGGCUCACUCCGCCGCCCACGCCCCGUCUCUAAGACAUCUCCCGUUGAAACGAAAGAACACACUUCCCUCCUCCGCCCGUCGAAACUCGAAUACACGAUGCAAUUGUUUUCAAAAGAAAA
Daphnia carinata is the source of this 1779-nucleotide messenger RNA. RefSeq lists its product as uncharacterized. Bases 145 to 1692 code for a protein of 515 amino acids. The record is from RefSeq and is a predicted model, not a curated record. Lineage: Eukaryota; Metazoa; Arthropoda; Branchiopoda; Diplostraca; Daphniidae. The transcript is spliced from 6 exons.